GGAUUUUUAUGGUGGUGGGUAGUUCAAACGGUAGAGAAACUUUGGUCGAACAAAUGCUCGAUUCUCUUUCGUCUACUGCGGAAAAUUUAUCGUCCAUAGAGGCUUUCAAUGUAAAAGAAAUAGCUCCUGAAAGCAAUGUGAAGAAGUCGGUCUUACCACUUGAUCUUGUCGACAGUGAAUUAAGUGAUGAGUGUGAUAACAAUGUUGAUUCUCCACCUUCAAAUCAAAUACAUUCAUUUGAUGAAAAUAAUGAGUUAUGGACUAUUAAAGAUGAUAUUGAAGAAACAAAAGAAAAAGUUGGUCGCUGGACACUUAGCUCUGGUGCAGCUAAAAAGGUAUCUAAAAGUAAAUCUGGCGGGCGCAAAAUAAGUCAUUCUAAAUCAACUAACAUAGAAGAAGAAAGACUUCAAAUCCAUAGUGAAUCACAACGACUUGUACGAGAAGCUGAUGUACAUUUACCAGUUCAUAGACCUAAACAAUUUAAAUGUUUCAGUGAGUUUCGUCAGUCUCUAAAAGGUUGCAAGUCAAAUGAAACCAAAGGUCAUGAAACCUCAUCUCAGAAUAAAUUACUUUCCGAUUGUAACGCUCAUCUUCCUCCAAUUCCAGGACAAUCUACCCAAGAUAAAGAGACUGAAAAUAAAAUGGAUACCAAACCAUUCGUCUCACAAUGCUGUUCAGCCGACUAUCCUGUCGAUAUUGAUUGCACCACUUUGGAACCACCAUCAAUGUCAUCUGAUGCCAAACCAUCACUCGAUGUUACAAGCGAACCAGAUAAUAUAACCAGUCUGUUACCUCGCCUUGCUGCGAGAAAAUUGAAAAAUGAUGAAAGUGAAGAAUUUUUCAUAGAUCUAGGUGAAUCAAUCCCUACUCCAAUGUCAUCUGUAACUCCUAGUCAAUUAUUGGCUCGUUUAAAAUCUCAUCUUCACGUGUCUCAUGAAAAAGUUGUACGUGGACCCAUCCAAUAUUCAAUCAUAACAAAGGUACAAAGCACUGACGCUGAACGUGAAGAACUACAGGUAGAAACAGUUACACAUGAACCAUCCAAAGGAUUAUCAACAACUAUGUCAGUUAGUAGAAAACAUUGGUUGGAACACAGAAAAGUUCUCGAAGAAAAAAUGCGUCAAAAAAGACUAGAGCAGUAUGAAAUGCGGUUAAAGGAAGAGGGUACAUGUCCAAAGUCAACAAGUGAAAAUACUGGGGAAGUAUCCAAUAGUGACGAAGAAUGGUCAGAAGGGGAUGUAAACGAUAGUGAAAUAUCUGAUGGAAACUCAACUACCGAGGAAGAAAGUAGCAGUGAUGGUGAAAGCGAAGAAGAAGAAGAAGAGGGAAGUGAGUCACUUGACGACGAUGAGGAAGAUGACAAUGUAGUGGUUGGUAGUAAAAAGGCUUCAAGACAGCGUCCUUGUCUCUUUGCUGACGAUGAAGCAGAAGAAAGUGAAAAUGACGAAGUAUUUUCAGAGGCCAGUGAUCUUGAAGAUGAAGAGGCUCUAACGUGUAAGGAUCCUGAGGAUAUAAAACAAGACAAAUCUUGCAGUAAAACUAUUAGUGUCAAUAAUCUAAACAUAGAUUUUGGAAAAAAUAUUGUCAGGUCUCACACCCCUCAGAAACAACAUCUGCAGUUGGAUGAUUUCACAGAUCUACCACAGGAAACCGCAGGGUUUAAACUUUUUCCAUCUUGCAAUAAUGGUUACAGUUUAAGUCUUCCGCAAAGACAUCAUCACGGAACUCUAGGUCCUGCUGAUAUAGACCUUUUCGCAUCUGAAUGUUCUAGUAUUCUAGACAGAACUAUGAAUCCUCAGUCUAUAUUGGCCUCUACUCGUUUAGAUGCAACUACCAUCGGUGACGAAAACAAGUCUCGAUUUACCCGUAAUUCAUCUUCUCAUAGUCAAUGGAAUAAUACACCUUAUGAAUUACUGUAUUCUCAAAAGCCAAACAGUCAAUUGCUAGCUUCCAGAUCAGAGUCUAUCACUCAAGAGUCCACUGAUGACAAUCAUAUAAUGACGUCUAACCCUCAUAAUAUAUCAUCUCAGGACACGGUCUUAUUAUCUCAAGAACCAACUCAACUGACAUCUCAACUAGAUCCUACGAUUAUAAUACCUGAGGAAACGAAUCCAAGUCUUCAAUCACAAGUUCUUCACGAAAACCGUCGUCAUCUGUUCGGUGAAUCAGUGAGUGACCAGUCAGGAUUGUUUGUGGACAUCCUUACAAAGUCAAGUGUCGAAAACAGUAAUGCUGAUUCUCAGGUUCACCAUGAAAAUCGUCGCAAUCUCUUCGGUGGAUCGAUGUGUGACAAAUCUCAAGUAGUUAUGGAUCCGGUCACAACUAAAUCCUUUGAUGAGAAUGAUGAUAUAGAUUCACAGGUUCUCCAUAACGAUCGUUGUAAUCUUUUUGGAGGAUCAAUCAGUAACCAAUCACAAGAACUUAUCGAUGAGACUACAAAAUCAAUCACAGGUAUUCAUGUAACAGAUUCCCUAACUAAUCACGAUAAUCAUCGUAUUUUGUUUGGAGGAUCAAUAGGUACUCAAUCGCAAGCUUUCAUGGAUUUGGCUGAUGAUAAUGAUCUGGAUUCUCAGAUUCAACAUGAAAAGCAUGGUAAUCUAUUCAGCGGAUCAAUAUGUAUCCCGUCACAAGAAUCAACAAAUGAAGUGAAAAACUCAAUUAUCAAUAGUAAUAAUUCAGAUCCUCAUGAAAACUGUCGUAAUCCAUUUGGCGAGUCUACAUGUGACCAAUCACAAGGCUUUGUCAAUGAAAGUGUAAAGCCAGCUGUAAAUAAUCAUGAUGAUCCAGACUUUCAGGAAUCUGAGCACCCUAUUUCUGUGUUUACGACUCAAAAUUCAUCUCGUCGACGAAUUUUAGUUUUUGAUGAAGAUGAUGAAGAAGAAGGGAAUGAAGAAAAGAAGGAUAAUAGCUGUAUUGAACCAGCUUCACUCAUACGGAAUAAUCCUUUUAAGUCCACAUCAGAAUCUAAUUUUACUGGUGACAAUUUGCCAGAAGUACUCCAUACAGAUGAUAAUGUGGAAUUAGAGGAUAAGAGCUCAAGUGUUGAUGAAUCAGAUGAUCAUACUAUUGAAGCAGGUGAUGAUGAAGAAAAUAUUGAUCCUGAUGAUAUAACUGACGAAGAUAAUGGCAGUGAUGAUGACGAGUCCUCGGAAAGAGAUGAAGAGGAAGAAAAAGACAAUUAUCUUGACGAUGAAGAGGAAGUUCAACGUCUAACUAUACAGUCGAAUGAAAUUAAAAAAAAGAAAAAAUUUCGUAUAAAUGACUUUGUGGAUGAAGAAGCCGAAUUGUCUGGUGAUGAAAAUGAACGAGCAUAUUUCAUGGACGAUGAAGAUGAAUUAGAUCCCAAUGAUGAUGCUAAUGAAGAAUUCGCUGACUUAAUUGACGAAGAUGAUUCAGAUAUUCCAUCAGCUGGUCGUUUAAGACGUCAAAUUGAACGUGUACACCACCGCCUUCAAACUGAUCAAGAUCUACGUGAAAUACGUUAUCUAAAGGAACUUUAUUUUGAAGACGGUGAUUUACAUGCUGAAAAUGGACGAGUUCGUCAGAGACGUUUUCGUUGGCGCGGUUUAGAUAAUGAUGAUCCAUUUACUGAUCAAAUAAACAUGGAUAAUAGUGGUGAUGAUGAUAAUUCAAGUGAAGAUGAAAAACAUGGUAUACCUUUUGGUCCUAUAGACAAUUGGUUACGUCGUGGUCCAAUGAAAUCCUCGAAUGAUGAGAAUAAUCAAUCCAUUGAAAAUGAUGAUUUAGAUUCUGACACAGUACAUUCAUCAUCUAAUAAACAAACAAAUGAUAAAGAUCCUAAUGAUUCAGUAUUAGAAUCUGAUGAAGAAAUAGAAAAUUCGAAGAUAGUAACUGAUGAUUUAUCAAAUGGUGUUUUAUCUUUAGGAAAAAAGGCUUUACUAAGAUCUCAAACGAAGUUGAAAACUCAAAUAGUUGUACGUAAUAAGUUACCAGUCAAUCGUGGAAAGACCAAACCGUCGUCUACGCUUAAAAGCCCAUUGAUCUCUAAUUAUUUCUUGCAACCCAAAUCUCAUAAUCUACCUAUUAAUGAAGGUGUUACUAAUGAUACAGAUAAUAAUAGUAAAGUUGACAAUGUUAUCAUUCCUAAUAAUAAUAAUGAUAAACCAAUUGCUCCUGUGAAAUUAGAUGUUAACAAUACUGGUAGUGAUGUAAGGCUUCAAAUGAUCAGACGUGGUUCUCUAUUGAGUCGUUUUGCUGGGGGCCUCUUUCCUGGUUGUAAAUCUGAAACUACCCAGAUUCAUUCAAAUGUUAACGAUGGUUUCGAUGUCGGUACGUCAAAAAAGGAAAGUCGUCGCGACCAAACACAUCUAGAUUUACGGAGCAAGGUCGGUCUAUCGUGCUUUAGUGUUAUGACGGCUCAAAUUAAGCCAGAAAAAAUCGACUCAUUUGAUGAUAACGGUGCAUCUAACCAGAAUUCUCUAAGAUCCCGUAAUUUCGCCAUUAAGCAAAAACGACCAGUUGAUGUGAUUAAACCUAAUUCUGUUUUGUUAAGUCCUCCAAGUUUGAAACGCCAUCGAUCUACUAGUGUGUUUACUGCUCUUCUGUGAAUAAUCUUCUACUCUGUCUUGUUUAGUAAACUGUAAAGAUUUAUUUGAAAAAGCCUUUCAUGUUUUAUAUAUUCCUUUGCUGUAGUUAAUAAAUUCAUGUACUAUAAGGUUUGUUUAAAUCAAUGUUAUCUUUCUGUAUAUUGAGAACACUAAAAUGUGUUAUGUUUUUAUCAUGUG
Molecule: messenger RNA, 4745 nt
Organism: Schistosoma margrebowiei
Lineage: Eukaryota; Metazoa; Platyhelminthes; Trematoda; Strigeidida; Schistosomatidae
Source: the annotation of a GenBank genome assembly